Ostrea edulis (European flat oyster) is the source of this 1640-nucleotide messenger RNA. RefSeq names its product putative ankyrin repeat protein RF_0381. The transcript has 3 exons. The record is from RefSeq and is a predicted model, not a curated record. Lineage: Eukaryota; Metazoa; Mollusca; Bivalvia; Ostreida; Ostreidae. Gene Ontology annotation, molecular function: protein binding. The coding region runs from base 367 to 1062 and encodes 231 amino acids.
GUUUUUUUUUUUUUUUUUACUACAUCGAAUCGGGACAUGAAUAUGGAUAACGCUGAAUAUACAUCGCAAUGCACAUAUUUACAUUACGCGUGGAACAAGCUCGGUGAAAAACUAGGUCACAAACAGACAAGGCCAUGCCAAUCUAGUUUAUUAAUAAACUUUAUACAUCUUCUGGUACUUUACAUACAAAAACCACGCGUUAUAAUUCAUCGUGAUAUUUUGAUCAUUCGAUGGCUUAAAUCUGUAUGACACAAUUAUCCAGCUUGUGAUUGGUCAAAGUAAAAGGCGAAUGAACAUUAGCUCCUCCCAUAUUUUGAUAAUGUCUAUAAGCGUACUUACCUUGUGUUCUUGUGUACAAUGUAGUAAAUGUUCUCGAACGAGAUGGCCAUAUCACUUAUUGAAGCAAUUCGUAGCGGCAAUAUUACACUAGCGAAAAAAUUAUUAGCACAGAGGAGAUUUACAUGCUUAGAUUCACAGACCGCACGGACUGACGGGACGGCUCUGUACUGGGCCUGCUGCUUGGGAUAUUUAGGACUGGCUCAGUCUCUUCUGGAGCAGGGGGCGAGCCCGAACAUUCUGACCUCGUGGAAAGGAUCCCCCUUGCAUGCUGCUUGUGACAACAAUCAAGUUCAAGUUGCACAACUGCUUUUGGAGUAUGGGGCCAACAUUAACCAACAGAUGAAGAGCGGGGACACAGCCUGCCACCUGGCGGCUUACAGGGGGCAUUCUCUGCUAGUCCAGCUUCUGGUGGAGAACGGAGCCUCACUACGAGUGGUCAACAACAAGUUCAGAACACCCCUGGAGGAAGCCCAGAACAAGGCUCACAUAGACAUCGCUCGAUACCUCUCGGCAGUUAACAAAAUCCGCUCUGAAUCACAACAUCCCUACACUAAGACAGAUUGGGAGUCCCAGAUUACAUCAUCGGUGCACCAGUUUGUUAGUGAAAACGGCAAUGGAUAUUAUAGCGAACAAAAUUCGGAUUUCACAGUUCCAUCCGAAAACAAUCUGUCGCUCUUAUCCCAUAGCGAGCCUUCCUCAAAAAUGACUUUCCGGAAUCUUUGAAAGCCCUUUCUUCGACACAUUUUUAUUCAUUAUGUGAGAACAUUAGAGCAUAACGAAUAGAGAUAACACACAGGUAAACACUCGAUAUUUUUCCGGAUCGACAUUGGAUAAAGGUAUUCAAUGGUGCACAACAAGGAUGUCAAACGCGCUGUGAUUGGUGGAAUUUUUCAAUUCAUUUCCUGGUUGUCCCGCGACACAGCAUAAUACCCAUUGAUUAUUUGAUCCGUAAAUACAUCGAUGGUCACUUACAAUUCCCCUUUUGAUUUAGCGGAAUACAAUACUCGAUUGAGACAGCUCAGUGAUUUGUUAUAUACAUAUAUACGUCGUUAUUCCCAUUUUGACUUUAAAUGUUGUUAUCUCCAUGUUGUUAUUGAAUGGUGCUAAUUUUUAAGCAAUUACAGUCCCCUACAUCCCUAUAUUUUAUUACUAUAUGAGACCAUUUGUCUUUCAAGUGUAUAUUCUAAGUCGUUGGAGUUUAUAUGUAGAGGUAUUGUGUUUACUGGAAACACGGUGUGUUUCUUGCUGUUGUUACUUAUUUUUUUCAACAUUGUUAUACGUAAUAAAAUCUGAAAAAGACA